AUGACAGAAUUCCUGUCGUGCAUUGAUCGUGCGCAAAGUGAAGUUGGUUGCCCAGCAUUACGAGCUGCAAGUCAUUACCAUGAAGUUAUGUUGCGUAUGUGGAUGGAGAGAGAGAAGGCGAUGGAUAUUAAUGUGUUCAACUUGAGUUUUAAGGAGGGGACGGCGCUUGAACAAUUCCGGCAGAUGGCUGUGAAUAGUGUGUUUCAUUACGCUGUUGAUCACAAGUUACACGAGAAGACGGUUCACCUGACAUGUUUAAACAUCAAUCGGUUAUUGUACAAUCGGUUGGUGGACCAUGAGCCAUCGUCCCGAGAUGCGCGAGUGCUAACGCAUGACCUCUUUGCCUGCAUCGUUAUUACAAGCUUAAGAAAUGCAAUUAAGAAUGAUGAAUCCUUCGAGAAGUCGGAACUGUUCCGUAUUGAUCCUGAUCAUGUCUGGCGAUCAACCAAAUAUCUGGUCCAGGUCGUACAAGACCGUUCGGUUGCCCGGAUUAACCAAAUCGAAGCCGAGUGUCUAUCCGUACUUGACGUACCUUCUAACCCCCCACUCGCUCCCGAAUUCAUCGACCGCUACCUAGGAGUCGGCGGCUGGCCAGAGUAUACCCAACAAUACCGUGAACUCAGCUCCUACCUUGUCGGUCUCGCCGUCUUCGCUAACACCUACUCAACUCCCCUCAGAGGAGUACCCAACAGCAAACUAGCAGCCGCCGCCCUGGUACUCGCAAUCAAGGUUAUUAAUACCGACUUUAAUAACACCAAAUACGAAUUCUGGCCACAAAGACUAGCACAUUACACUAGACUCACCAUGGACGAUCUCAAGCCCGUCAUCCGGGGACUUGCAAACCUACUCAGAAACAAACCCAGAUGGAGCUCAAUAUUGGAGUCAUAUUACGGCAAGUGGAGCGAGUAUGACUGGAAUUAG
This is a messenger RNA of Gregarina niphandrodes, 921 nucleotides long. RefSeq names its product carboxy-terminal domain cyclin. The transcript is spliced from 2 exons. The record is from RefSeq and is a predicted model, not a curated record. The coding region runs from base 1 to 921 and encodes 306 amino acids. Lineage: Eukaryota; Apicomplexa; Conoidasida; Eugregarinorida; Gregarinidae.